Molecule: messenger RNA, 4282 nt
Organism: Alligator sinensis (Chinese alligator)
Lineage: Eukaryota; Metazoa; Chordata; Crocodylia; Alligatoridae
Gene: CSNK2A1
Product: casein kinase 2 alpha 1
Exons: 13
Coding region: 832-2007 (391 amino acids)
Biological process (GO): protein phosphorylation
Cellular component (GO): cytosol; nucleus; protein kinase CK2 complex
Molecular function (GO): protein serine/threonine kinase activity; ATP binding
Source: RefSeq, a predicted model, not a curated record
CUGCCUGGGGGUCCGUACGGAGAGACCCUGUCUGUCUCUAUUCAGUGAGGUCUCUUUUUGGGGGGUGGGGGCUGUUCCCCACUCCUCUCCCUGUCAUGGGGUCAUCCCUCCCUGAUGGGAUGAGUAGAUGAUGCUCCCCGUGGACUCUCUCAACUUUCGGGCCCCGGCCGUGCGUCGCGAUCCCGUGGCCGUGCGGACGGCAGCAGACCCGCGGUGGCGCGCAGGUUUGCUCCGUCGCAGCUUGGCGCGAGGUUGGGGUGUCAAAGAUGCUUGGGCACUCGGCGUGGUAGGGCGCGUUUCGGGCUCCUUCCAUUCAUUUCCUCUCGCGCUGUCGUCACGUACAGUCGCCGGACUUGUCUAAAUUCGGUUGAUGACCUCGUGCCUGAAUGAGUUAGAAAAAGUGGCUCUGAAAGUGACGUUGUGAGGCUGAAGAAUCGACCCCCUUUUGAGAUGACUAGCGGUGAUUCUCGCCUUCCCGAGAGAUGCAGUUUGAGGCCGUCUGCAGGCAGGCGGAGACUGCGUCAACUCUCCAUCAGUUUACAGUAGCUCAGGAGCAGGAGGCUCUUUGUAGGUGUAAGGCCUAGGACUGGUCUCCUGAGAGCGAGCGAGAGAGCUCCUGAAAGGUGCAGAGCCACAUGGUGCUGGGACUUCAAGCAGACCAGAUCAGCCCACAGGUUGUGUUGGGUUCCUUGAUGCGGACCCCAAAAGUGGCAUGGGUAGCUGGAAAAAUCAGAGCCUGAUCCAAGGCCUUUGCCUUGUGUCCAGCUUUGAGAUUGGAGGCUACCAGAAAUCAAAGCACCUGAGAGAGCUCCACCUGCCAACCUGUCUGACAUGUCGGGACCCGUGCCAAGCAGGGCCAGAGUUUACACUGAUGUAAACACACACAGACCCCGGGAAUACUGGGACUAUGAGUCGCAUGUUGUCGAAUGGGGAAAUCAAGAUGACUAUCAGCUAGUUCGGAAAUUAGGCCGAGGCAAAUACAGCGAAGUGUUUGAAGCCAUCAACAUCACAAAUAAUGAAAAAGUAGUCGUUAAAAUCCUCAAGCCUGUAAAAAAGAAGAAAAUCAAGCGUGAAAUCAAGAUCUUGGAAAACUUGCGAGGUGGUCCCAAUAUCAUCACCCUUGCAGACAUAGUAAAAGACCCUGUGUCCCGGACCCCUGCUUUGGUUUUUGAACACGUAAACAACACAGACUUUAAGCAAUUAUACCAGACGUUAACAGACUAUGACAUUAGAUUCUACAUGUAUGAGAUUUUGAAGGCCCUGGAUUACUGUCAUAGCAUGGGGAUCAUGCACAGAGAUGUCAAGCCUCACAAUGUCAUGAUUGACCAUGAGCACAGAAAGCUCAGGCUAAUAGACUGGGGUUUGGCUGAAUUCUAUCAUCCUGGUCAGGAGUAUAAUGUCAGAGUGGCUUCCCGGUAUUUCAAAGGACCUGAACUCCUUGUAGAUUAUCAGAUGUAUGAUUACAGUCUGGAUAUGUGGAGCUUGGGUUGUAUGCUGGCCAGUAUGAUCUUUCGAAAGGAGCCAUUUUUCCAUGGCCAUGACAACUACGAUCAGUUGGUGAGGAUAGCCAAGGUGCUGGGGACAGAAGACCUGUAUGACUACAUCGACAAAUACAACAUUGAGCUGGAUCCACGUUUCAAUGACAUCUUGGGCAGGCAUUCCCGUAAGCGAUGGGAGCGCUUUGUUCACAGUGAGAAUCAGCACUUGGUGAGCCCAGAAGCUCUGGAUUUCUUAGACAAGCUGCUGCGGUAUGACCACCAGUCACGACUGACAGCUAGAGAAGCCAUGGAACACCCUUACUUCUAUCCCAUCGUGAAGGACCAGGCUCGGAUGGGCUCGUCCAGCAUGCCGGGAGGCAGCACUCCUGUCAGCAGUGCCAGUAUGAUGUCAGGGAUCUCUUCAGUGCCAACACCUUCGCCCCUUGGACCCUUAGCAGGCUCGCCAGUGAUUUCUGCCACCAACACCCUGGGGAUGCCAGUUCCAGCUGCCGCAGGAGCUCAGCAGUAGUGAUGGUUUUUUGUCUCCUGAUGCCUGAGUUGAGUCAGGUGGGGAAGAGGUUUUCCCCUCCACCUCUCCCCAGGACGCAGCUCGCGCCUGGCCGGGGAAGAGGAGGGGUUGGACCGCUUCGGAGGCACUGUGUCUGAACAGUUGCUUGUGGAUUUAUAGUAGUUCAGUCAUUAUAUAAAAAAAAUUAUUAUAGGCUGUUUUUUUUUUUUUUUUUUUUUUUUUUUUUUUUUUUUACUUGAACUUUUCGUAACUCAGGGGAAUCCCUGAAAAUACCUGAAGAAGGAAUAUUUCUCGGACAGUUUUUUGUUUGUUUGGUUUUUUUUUUUGUUGGGUUUUUUUUUUCCCCACCCCCCACCCCAGACUCCUCCUCAUCGAGAAUAAAGAUGAAUCAACUGCGUUUCCAGGCCGUUGCAUCCUGCUGGAAAUCUCUUCUCUUCAUAGUCCCACCAUUAUUCCUCCACCAGCCUACACCAUGGGGGGAUUCUCCUGUGCUUUUCUCCGGAGGCUACCAAGCCAAGUUUUGACAAGGCCGGGGGAGGUGGGUUUCUUAAAGUACCGAUCACUUUAACACCAUAUUCUACAUAUGACUCAACUGGGGUACGUUGAGGAGACAACUUCAGUUCGUAGCAAUGGUCAAAGUGUAUAAGUGCAGAUAAGGCUUCAAACCCUAUUCUGUCCCGUGUGAAUUAUGUCUCCCUAGGAGCUAACCAGAAUGCCAACUCACUCCCUUGCAUGUAAUUUUAGUCUUAAGCAUAACGUUACGGAUCCAGUGGAAGUCCUUGCCAUCUCCCAGUAAAGGUGCUCUAGAAGGGGGAAGCUGUACCCUCCUCUGUACCUUCCCCCCCACAUAGGGUUCUUCCUGCCAGCUGCUUGGCUUGGAAGUCUAGCAUUUAUUUGUUACUGGGUAUAUUGUUUUUAAAUGGCUUAUGCAGAUUUCAGGCUGGUGGCUAGUUAAAGAGCUGGGAAGAUCAGACUGCGCCAAGUCAGAUACUGUCUUCACCCACCACCCUCUCCCUCACGUGCCAUGUGGUGAGAAUACCGGUUACCUCAGUCUUGUAAAUAUGCACUGAGAGGAAGGAGCGAGCAGACUCUAACUUAAACUGAAAUGGUAGACCUGUAAUUGUGGACAGAUAUUACCGUUAACGAGUAACAGGAAAAAACAAAACAAAAAGGCACCCUUGUUCCAGCCCUGCUACCCCUUGCUGUGUAUAUAUACUUUGUCCUUCAUUGUGAAAGAGCCAGUGUUGGAAUUCUUUGGUGUAAAUAAACAUUUGGUUUUAUUUAUCAAGGUUAGAUUUAAGUUCCCUGUGUAGAGGUCUCGCUGGGUUGGUGUUGCACACUUCCACGCAGGGGCGGCCUUCCACCCUGCACGCGUGGGGUGAGGCCACCUCCCUACUCACACGCACCUUUGUACGAUGUGUUGUAGUGAGCAGUGCAGAGAAGCCUUAUAGAAGCAUCACAAGCCAAAGUAUCUCCUGGGAUAAGGAUCCUUUGCCAUAAAACUCCUUUCGUGUCUCAGCCAGGCUGGGAUUGGGGACGGAGAAUCGCGUCCCCGUUUUUCUUUCUUGUGCAUUGCUGUUCACUGAAAUCAAACCACUUCAGCUGGCCGGGUGCUGUACUGGAGAGACUUUGUUAAGCACAAUGGCACCCAUCACUUCUGGACUCCUCUCCUGCCCUCAGGCCGUUGCAGCCGCUGCGUGUUCUGGGCAUCGAGCGCACUUCCAGUUCCCACCACAAAACCUGAAGUUUUGGUGUCCCACUCCCGCUUUGUCUUCUGAGCAUCUGUCCCUUGAGUUUCAUCUUUUGUGGGGGCUGUUCCCUUGUCUUUCUUCGUUGCUUCAAUUAAUUCUGCAAGGUAGGACAGCUGAGUGUACAGGCUGGAUUCCACCAAGGUGAGAGAAACCGGACGGCAUGGAACCCAGAGCCCGCUUUCCACAGGGACCACCUAACUGGAGCGAUGAAUUGUAAACUGCAUACCAGGGUAGCUUUCUUCUCCAUGACUUCAUCCGGUGGAAAUUUAUUGUAGUGAAAACCCUCUUUUACCCUAGAAUGAUGUGAAAGUUGGACCAUGUUGACUGUUUCCUUGAUGUGCAGUAGCUUGGGAGCACCGCGCCUGGCAGAGACGGCAGGCAGUAGUUUUGCACUCGGUUGUGAGCUACACAGGACACUUCACCGAUUUUAUUUUUUGCAUUGAAAGCGAGGGAGCAGGGUUGCAUAUCCAAGUCCUCGGCUUCCUCCCAGCUGAAACAAUAACGGAUAAGUCUGGAUCAAUGCU